GCCCGGGGAGCCGCGCGGCAGCUGGGGAGGGGGCCGCGGCUGGGCGCGAGCGAGCGAGCUAGCGAGCAAGCGGAACAGCUGAUCUGGUUUUCCCUAAGCCAGGGAAGAUGGAAGUCGGCUAGCGGUGACUGCGGCGCUGCGGGCGGAGCGGCGGGCGGCGCGGCAGAGUUCUCAGGGGCUAACUGGGUUCUCAUACCUCCCCUGUGGCAGGAAUGGGCCAUUUCCAGCAGGGACAGUGCCAUGUUAAUCCAAAUGCCUGAGUGCCACUCACAUCCAAAGAGCAAGGAGUCUGAAAAGUAAUAUAGCACUCAUCCCCAAGUGACAGGAGAGUUACCCCGCCUGUUUUCACAGAACUUCCAGCACUUGGUGCUGACACUAGGGGAACUAUUCAGGUGGCAGUGACAGAAGAGGAGACGCUUGUGGCUGGAGCUGCGGUGCUGGAGGCGGAGGAAGGAGUCUCCUAACUGGUGCCACAUACAUCAGAUGGAUGGUCUCUAGCCUGCUUCCAAACCCGCCCUCGGCUGAGUGCUGGGCAGUGCUUCUACAUGAUCCUAUGACGCUUGAUAUGGACGCAGUCCUGUCAGACUUUGUUCGGUCCACGGGGGCAGAACCUGGUCUGGCCAGAGACCUGCUAGAAGGUAAAAACUGGGACCUGACAGCUGCUCUAAGCGACUAUGAGCAACUCCGUCAGGUGCACACAGCCAACCUGCCACAUGUGUUCAAUGAAGGGAGGUGUGCCAAGCAGCCCGACCGAGAAUUGCCCCAGCCUGGGCACAAGGUGGAGCGACCCUGCCUCCAGAGGCAGGAGGAAAUUGCCCAAGCAGAGAAACGUCUUUCCCGGGGGAUUUCCCAUGCCAGCUCAGCGAUCGUCUCCCUGGCCCGGUCCCACGUGGCAAAUGAAUGCAACAAUGAGCAGUUCCCCCUGGAGAUGCCCAUCUAUACGUUCCAGCUGCCGGACCUGAGCGUGUACAGUGAGGACUUCAGGAGCUUCAUCGAGCGGGACCUGAUCGAGCAGGCCACCAUGGUAGCUCUAGAGCAGGCAGGUCGCCUUAACUGGUGGUCUACUGUGUGCACGAGCUGUAAAAGGCUUCUUCCUUUGGCCACGACAGGGGAUGGGAACUGCCUCUUACAUGCCGCCUCACUGGGAAUGUGGGGCUUUCAUGACCGGGACCUGGUUCUUCGGAAAGCACUCUACACCAUGAUGAGGACCGGUGCUGAACGGGAGGCCCUGAAGCGGAGGUGGAGGUGGCAGCAGACACAGCAGAACAAGGAGUCAGGGCUGGUGUACACUGAGGAGGAGUGGGAGCGAGAGUGGACAGAGCUGCUAAAACUGGCCUCCAGCGAGCCUCGCACACACCUCAGCAAGAAUGGCAGCGGCACGGGCGGCGGUGUGGACAACUCUGAGGACCCUGUAUAUGAAAGCCUGGAAGAGUUCCAUGUCUUCGUCCUAGCCCACAUAUUGCGGAGACCCAUUGUGGUGGUGGCAGACACCAUGCUGAGAGACUCUGGUGGUGAAGCGUUUGCACCCAUCCCGUUUGGAGGGAUCUACCUGCCCCUGGAGGUGCCUCCCAACAGGUGUCACUGCUCGCCCCUGGUUCUGGCCUAUGAUCAAGCGCACUUCUCAGCCCUUGUGUCCAUGGAACAGAGAGACCAGCAGAGAGAACAAGCUGUCAUCCCCCUGACGGAUUCGGAGCACAAACUGCUGCCCCUACACUUUGCAGUGGACCCAGGAAAGGACUGGGAGUGGGGGAAAGACGACAACGACAAUGCCCGGCUAGCCCACCUCAUCCUAUCCCUAGAAGCCAAGCUGAACCUUCUACACAGCUACAUGAAUGUGACGUGGAUCCGCAUCCCCUCCGAGACCCGGGCUCCCCUUGCCCAGCCAGAGUCUCCAACGGCCUCGGCAGGGGAGGAUGUACAGUCCCUGACCGAAUCGCUGGACUCUGACCGCGAUUCUGUGUGCAGCAAUUCUAACAGCAAUAAUGGCAAGAACGGUAAGGACAAGGAGAAGGAGAAGCCGCGCAAGGACAAGGACAAGACACGCGCGGACUCCGUGGCCAACAAGCUGGGCAGCUUCAGCAAGACGCUGGGCAUCAAGCUGAAGAAAAACAUGGGCGGGCUGGGCGGCCUGGUGCACGGUAAGAUGGGUCGUGCCAACUCUGCCAAUGGCAAGAACGGCGACGGCAACGAGCGCAGCAAGGAGAAGAAGUCCAAGUCUCGCAAGGGCAGUAAAGAGGACUCCGGAGCGUCAGCUAGCACCUCGCCGUCGGAGAAAACCACACCGUCGCCCACGGACAAGGCGGCGGGUGCAUCGCCGGCCGACAAGGGCAGCGGGCCAAGGAGCGACGCCUGGAAGUACAGCACGGACGUGAAGCUGAGCCUCAACAUCCUGCGCGCCGCCAUGCAGGGCGAGCGCAAGUUCAUCUUCGCCGGCCUGCUGCUCACCAGCCACCGGCACCAGUUCCACGAGGAGAUGAUCGGCUACUACCUGACCAGCGCGCAGGAGCGCUUCAGCGCCGAGCAGGAGCAGCGGCGCCGGGACGCCGCGGCAGCCGCGGCCACCGCCACGGCCACGGCCACGACCAAGCGACCGGCGCGCAGGCCCGAGGCUGAGGGGCCGCCAGGCCCGGAGCGCGCCUCGCCGGGCCCGCCAGCCGCGCCGCCCACGCAGCUGGUGCUCAAGCUCAAGGAGCGGCCGAGCCCGGGGACCGGCGUGAACGCGCGGGCGACGCGGGCGGUGGGUGGCGCGGCGUCCCCGGGCCCGGGCGGCGGCACGCGUCGCGCGGGUACCGGCACGGGAGGCCCGGCCCCAGGCCGCAGCCCACCCGCGCCCGCGCGCCAAAGCGUCAUCCACGUACAGGCGGCAGCCCGGGACGAGGCGUGCGCGCCGGCCGUGGGCGCGCUGCGGCCGUGCGCCACCUACCCGCAGCAGAAUCGCUCGCUGUGGUCGCAGAGCUACAGCCCGGCGCGCGGCGCGCUGCGCACAGUCAACACGGUGGAGUCGCUGGCGCCCGGCGGAGGGGACUCCCCGGGGCCCGCGGAGCAAAAGUCGCAGACUUACAGCAACGGCUUCAGCGCGGCCCGCGGCGACGGCCUGGAGUUCGCCGAUGCCGACGCGCCGGUCGCGCGCUCGAACGCUGAGUGCGCCCGCGGUGGCCCCGGGCCCGCGCAGCGGCGCUGCCAGCGGGAGAACUGCGCGUUCUACGGGCGCGCCGAGACCGAGCACUUCUGCUCCUACUGCUACCGCGAGGAGCUGCGGCGGCGGCGCGAGGCGCGCGCUGCGCGGCCCUAAGCCGCCAGGGACUGCUUUUCCAUCCUUGGGUCUUUUUUUUAAAACUUGCUCUGGUCAUUCGAAGGACCGGCGCCUCCUCCUCGGUGAGUGCCGUGUACGUGUUUGGUCAAACGUUCCUAAUGGUGCCUGAACCUACACUGAUGCCACUCAGGUAGUAGACGGAUAGGAAACAAGUCAUACUGUUGAAAGUGGGUGUGCUAGCCUAGCAUCUGCCUCGUUACCUGUGGAAACUCAAUAGCCAUUGCAAGAGUAUUUUUGUUCCUCUAUACGAGAAAUAAAGAAAAUCGCAGCCCUUUGUUUUUAGAAGGGAGUGUUUUACAUGCUUUUCUUCCCCCUUAACCUAGGGACUGACCUCUUUCAGGUAGCGGUCACUUGCGUGCAGUUGGUAGCACGCAGGGUUUAGAAGCAAAUGCACAGCCCGGCCUGAGGGGGAGCCUCCUCCGAAUCUCCCACCUGGGUCCCUGGAGACCUCCAGCAGGCACCUCGCUACCCGCUGACGCUGGACCCUUAGGACUCCUCCCCAGCUCCAUCUCAUAAGCAAACCCUCCUCCCACAGCCCCCGGCUCGAGCACCAUUCUCACUGCCAUCCAAGCCGCGGGCGACCACAGAAUGGGCACCGGACAACCUACCUCUCAGGGCACGGGGAGGUGUAACGAUCACUCCCAGUGCCGAGCAGCUCCGGUGACAGGAGCUUCGCAGAGACACUUGGGGGUGCCCAAAAAAAAAAAAGCAGGGUCUUGAACUCACGAUCGGAUCGGCCCACCCAUGAGCCAGUGUGACAGGCUGCUUAUGUCUCCUUUGAAGACACAUGUACAGUGAACUGUCGCUGGAGGGUCCCUUAGGAGGUGAUCUCACAUCUGUGUCCCAGAGGAGGGGACAGAAUUGACCCCUUGGUCACUGUGUCAGCCCUCAUCGGGCUGCUUUGAACCUAGCCUGGCCUCCUUCCUUAGGGUGGGGGUUGAGGGAAGCCGAGGCCAGGGAGACAAGGACACCACCCUUACCCCACCUGCAUCUGUCUGGGUUCAGCUUGGUUAAAGGGCUCUGUGCUGGUGGAGACCUUUCACGGGGCAGGUGGCCUGUUCCUGGCUCCAUGCCACAUUGAGGGAGCAGCCCAAUCUGUGAGCAGUCUCCUUUCUGGUGCCUCCUACAUUUCUUGAGGAAAAUUAAAAUAAUAAUAAUAAUAAUAAUAAUGUGUCCUUAGCUACCCUGUUUUGAGCAGCAAUAUGCAGCCUCAUCCUUCCAAGAUUACCUCUGCAGACCACUGUUGUUGGCCAGGACACUGAGGAGCUAGCCUGCUUCACUAAAGAGCAAGCUUGCUUCCAGGAUAUAGGAAGCCGAUGGGUAAAAUCCUCGAUAAGGAAAUAAUACUUACACACCUGGUGAGAGCUUUAGACUAGCCCCGCCCCCAUGUCCCUAAAAACAGGAGAAAGCACCUGCCUAUCCUCAGAAAGUGCAGAAAAUGGUUCACACAGUCACCUGGGCCAGCCUCUCCAACUGAAGGAUGCUUUAUCCCGUGACGUCCAGAGCAGCAAAAGCAAAAUAAUAAUAAUAAUAAUAAUAUUAAAUAAAAAUAAUAAAUAAAUAAAAAUGUUCAAAGGAUGGGGAGGGAAUUUUUUUUACCUGUUUGAAAAAUGAUAAUAAAAUAACUGAGUAUCUCCUGUGAGUAGUUCCUUUUUGUUUUUAAUUAUUCCACAGCCUGUGGAGUUUUCAGUAAUGUAUUCAAGUUUUGCAUAAAGUGGUUCCUUAAAUCAAAAUUAUGUAUUAAAUAGACCUUUAAGACUUUUUUUCAAACUUUUAUUUUCGUGUUGAACAAGAUGCUUUAAACGUGUGGUAAUAGCUAAUACUCAUCUCCCUGAGAGUACUGGGAUUCCUCUUGUUACUUGGGGUGGGGGCAGGAAAGGUUCAAAAAUAUAUCUCUCACUCAGAGGGUUUGUGGCAGCUUGCAGGGAUAGCUGGUUUCUUUUGAACACAUCACCCGAACAGCUGUUUCAUCCCCCAAAGUUGUCGGGUUACCUAAGCCUCUGCUUCCAGCAAAGUGGGCUACUCUAGCUCAUCCCUCAAGACUAGAGUUCCAGUGUGUGUUCCGAAGGCCAGCACACAGGCACAAGAGGCAGAAAUGCAUGCUUGCCUUUCUCAUACCGUGAUGUUAAAACAGACAACCAGAAAUUCCCAAAACUGGCUAUGCAAAUCUUUCCUCUUUCUCAUGUGCUCUGCCAGAAAAAUAAAUAAACAGGGCAAGUUGAGAAUUAAAGUAGUUUAUGGUAAUAACAGAAACCCUCCCAACAGGGCAGUUGUUGUGCACUCUUGAAGGAUGACAGAGGACUGUAUCUCCUUCCUUGCCAACUUACUUCUCCCUCCCCCAGUCUAAUGACGAAUGUCCCUCAGCUUGAUCUCAUUGGGAUAGACAAGGUAGAGCACCGGUUGGGGCCUGCCCCAAGCAGUCCAUGUGUUUAAAAGUCCCAUUGCCUUCUGUGAGAAAGGCUGCUUCUGUGGUUUCUGUGUGCUCACAGCCUGCUUCCUGUUGCUCAGAAGAGCUGAGCCCUGACUAGAUGGGCACAAGUGGGCCAAGUUCCCUAAGAUCCCUCUUUGACUGGGCAGCCUUUUUUGGAACACAGAAGAAGAGGGUAGGUCCCAGCUGCUGUGUUGAGAGACACUGCCUGUACCCCUAGCAAGCAGGGUUCCCCAUGUGAUCUGGCCAGACUUUCUAAGAGGGAUGGGUGUGUCCAAGCGACAGCAAAUGCCCAGAAAUAACCCAGAUGUCUCUAAGCCCCUGUGGAGAUUAUUCCAGAAAUUUAGUUCACAUUUCCUUCACUUGUAUUGCCUGGGGGGAUGAUUUUUAAUCAUAUUAUUUUGGCAAGGGAAGUAGUUUUUCAGUAUAUUCUGUUUAUAGAUUUUAUACACUGUUACGUUCAAGUUUUACAGGCCAACUUUAAACUGUACUGUAGAAGUUAUUUUUAUAUAACUCCCAGAACGUGCCACAGAGCAAUACCUUGCACCCUUAUUUCUACAAGGUUGUCCCUCAGAAGAGUAAGUCUUGAUGGCGGGGCUGCACUGUGACGCUGGAAUCUCUGUGCUUUUGUGUGGACCUCUGACACUGGGACCAUGUAAAUACCUUCACCAGUUUGACUGAGCACUUGGUUUGUUUUCGUCCAUGUAUGGGUUUGUGGUGCUGCAUCAUUUUCAUUGAUGAAAACGUUGUCACUAAGUUACUGUGGCCCCUUCCUUAGCUAUUAGUACCCAUGCCAUUUGAACCUAUUGUUUUCCAAAGUUAACGUUUUUUGCAGAAUUACUUAACUUAAAAAUCCUGGUAGCUUAUUGUCAUAAGUAACUCAUGAUGACAGAAGAUGAAAGAAUCCACCCGAAUGCAGGCCUCAGGAUGUGGCAUCCCCCAUGAAGUCAGUUUGUACCCCAAAGUAGCUGGGGGCAGAGCCAAUUGUACCCAAGACCCUCCCUUAGUAUCCAUAAGUUUAUUUUGCAAACUCUCCUAACUGUAAAAACAGACCUUUCCCAUCAAAAUAUAUUCCAUGUUGACUGAAAAAAAGCAAAAGGGGGUGCAGGGUUGUAGAUGCCCAUGUUGGGAAAUUUGUGAAAUACAAAAACAAGGGAGAGUGUGACAGUUCCAUUGUGCGAGUCAAGCUAGAGGCACUUUCCUCAUGCUUGAGGUCUCUUUGUGACAUGCUCUUUGCCCUUGGUCAUAGGGAGGAUAUUACAUAUUCAGUUCCUCCCGUGUUCUUUUCUUCCAAAGCUGCUAAUAAGUGAGAUGGUAGUUUGGUGGCUGAGUGAGCUAGCUCUGACCUUAACCCCCUUGAGAUGAGAUAGAGUGGCCUGGGCUCCAGCUAAGAAUCUCCUUCUCUUGUCCUUUGAAGAGAAGCACCUGUGAGAAAUCCAGGGGUGGCCAGUCCUCCUGGCACCAGGAGGUGGCAGUCCCUUCCCAAAAGCCUUAAGUAGUAGCUCUCCAGACUUCUGAGUGCCCUGCCUCUCUUUGCUGACGUCGCUCAUAGUCUGUAUGGGUGUGCAAUGUGUAAUUAUAGGACACACACAGAAGGCCAUCAUCCCCAAACAUGCUAGCAAUAUGGCUAUUUCUAAUGAUUGUAUAAAAUAACUCAUUAAAGUUUGGAUCUUCACUGUUUUAAUGAAAUGAUGCACACUGCUGUACUUUUAUUCUUCCAGAGAAUAUCUCAAAGAUGUAUGUGUGCUUAUACAUACAUAUAUGUGUAUAUAUACAUACAUACAUACAUACACUGUUUAACGUAAGGUGAGCAAUGUCAGUUGGUUUAAGGGUCAAUGUAAGUGGAAUCUGCUCAAAACAAAAGCAGUGAAAUCGGCUACUACAGACUCUGUCUCCACAUUCUGAAGGAUGACUUUCCAUGAAAACAGUUUCCCAUCACAUAGUAAUAGCCAAAACCUUACAAAGCCUGCCCUGGCUAGGUAUGGCCAGAGGUGAUGCCAUCUCCAGUUUCCAGGCACCCUCUGGCCUUAGGGUCAUGGUAUGUGUUACUCCUUCUAUUCUUCAUGGUCUACCCAGUCUUUGCUUCACCACCAUCCUUCAGCAAGCCCUUCUCCAACUUCAUCAUUUAAGCUAAUAUCCCACCCUUCCUCCCAUCUUUAGCUUCCUCUCACCGCUCCUGAUCACCACGUAUAUUAACUACUCAUUCAUUCAUUUUGCCACAGCCCCGGGUCCCUGUAGAAUGUAAACUCCAUGCAUCUUGUUCACUGCUGUGUGCUGGUGCCUACAGCAGAGCCUGGCACACCGUAGGCACUGGAUAAAUCCUGGUUGAAGAAAAGAAAUCCCUCAUUUGGUAAGACACCACAAAAUGUCAGUUUCAUCCUUCAUCAAGUACUGAUUUUUCUGCUGCCCUUACAUAUAAAAACUGCAAGCUGGUUAGGUGGUCUGGUUCAUUAAGACUGGAGGUACCACAUGACUAGAUGUGAUAACUUAAUCAUUGAUAGCAUCUGUAGUCACCAUCAGUCCCAGAGUGGGACCUGUAACCAAGCCCUUCCUCAUAGUGGGGCUCUGCUGUUUGCAGGGGGCACCUUGGGUCAAGCAGAGGUGAAAAUGGUCCAUAUUGGGUAGCUAAUAGAGUGAGAUGCACUAUGGGGAGCCCCACCGUAUUGGCUAUAAUGUCAUUGGAGACCCCAACCAUUCCAAAGAAGCCUUUCUAAUUGGUUCUUAGGUAUCCAUCUGUCCUUCCUGUCCCAGACACAGUGGCACAGGUGGUCCAGCCCUGGUGAAGGCUCCAUUCUCUAGUCACCAAAAUGCAGGGCAGUGGAAGGCCAGGAGCUGAUCACUCUGAUGAUCUGGGGCAGUGUUGGGUGACAAGACCACUGGGACUCAAUGGCUUCAACACUGGGUGUACAUAGGAAGGGCAGAAAAGCCACACACACACCCAUGGGCCCAGGACUCUAAUGGAGAUACCCUGAACUUGACAGGCAACCCCACCCACCUAAGGGACUGCCCCAGAGCCUGCUUCUCUGCCAGGUAUUUUCACAGCUACCUAACCACACUGUUUACUUCCUGGCACUUUGGCCAAAUUCGUUGUCCUCUAAGAAUCACUGGCAAAAUACUGUUACAAGCUGCUCAUUGAACCUUUAUCCUCUUGUGGCCUGGUGAAAAGACUGUAUCCUCUAAUCCUCUUCUGUGGAUGGCUCUUGCUUUCAUCUCUCUGGAUGCUAUAUUAUAGGGUUCCUCUCGGGUGUGAUAUCCCUCAUAAAUACCCCCUGCUGUGCAAAUGGGCACUUGCACGUGUGUCCCCAUACUUGAAUUGUCAAAUAUGUGAUAUUCCUUUCAUUGUUGCCCAAACAGCUUGGGCCCCUGUUCCUGCCAGGACUCAGAAGGGAAAUAACUUCCCAGGGAGCACUUAUCUCCCUGGCAAGUGCCCAGGGGUGGCCCAGCUCGCAGCCUCUGUGUGAACACAUAGGAGUUUGAAUUAUGACUUGGCAGUAAGAGUGGUCAGUGCUCACUGGUGACCCAAACUACUGCAUAGGUUCGAGUGUACAAUGCAGACCAGCCAUGUCUAAGAGCCCAGUGCAGAGACCAACCUGCCUCUAACAGAGCCAGUAUCCAGUCCGUGGAGCUCAGCUCUGCCACAACCCCAGGUGGCAGACACUGGGCCCACAGUGACACAAAUAAAGGGACACUUAGGAGCAGAAAGCAGGCUCAACUGAGUCCAAGCAGGGACUAAGUUUGGUAACCCAUCACUGCCUCACCUACAGAGCCUGCACUCCAUCUACCUUCAUUUUUGACAAACUGGCCUCCUUGUAACCGGAAGCUGAUUGUAACAAAGGACUCCCUCAGCCUGUACUUGCCUAGUUCCUUUAAAUGGGCAUUCCAGUCUCACAAAAUCAUGAAAUCUUUCUCCUCUCUCUCUCCCUCUCUGUGGUUCAUUUGACUGAUUUGGGGAUGAAGGGGAUGAAAUAGAUUGCCUUGCUUUCUAUUUAUUUCCUUAUUGUGAACAAAGAAAAACACUGAGGCAAAAGAUGGGUCAUAGAUCUUCAUGUUUCCACCAAGUUGUUAAAAAAACCUUUCUACCCACAUGUGAGUGUUCAUGCUAAUUCCACACAAGUCUUCCCUUCCAUCUGGUCCAUUGUUGGUGAAGAAACCCAUUGUAAGAGCUGUCGAGGGGGACGAGGCCGUCCCUUCGCAAAGUAGUAAAGCACUGAACCAACUUUUUGCAAUAUGUAGUAAAUCUUGCUUUCAUUUUGAAAUACUUCCAGUAAAGACUACUGCACUUUUAUAGAAGAACAGUAUUUCAUUUCUUUCUUUUAUGAAAGAUCAUUUCAAGUAAAACUAGCUCUGUAACCUGUGUGACAUGGCUUCUCCAUUACUUGAUACAGAGGAGCUUUGAUGCUUAAUCAAUAAAAUUGACAUGUUUGUAAA
Molecule: messenger RNA, 10169 nt
Organism: Mesocricetus auratus (golden hamster)
Lineage: Eukaryota; Metazoa; Chordata; Mammalia; Rodentia; Cricetidae
Gene: Otud7a
Product: OTU deubiquitinase 7A
Exons: 15
Coding region: 488-3292 (934 amino acids)
Biological process (GO): protein K11-linked deubiquitination; protein K63-linked deubiquitination; protein deubiquitination involved in ubiquitin-dependent protein catabolic process
Cellular component (GO): nucleus; cytoplasm
Molecular function (GO): DNA binding; K63-linked polyubiquitin modification-dependent protein binding; zinc ion binding
Source: RefSeq, a predicted model, not a curated record